AUCCUUCGACAGGAAGCUCCAGAGCGUCAGAUGAACAUGGCGUUGAGAGGAGGGAGGACUGUCAUCACUCCACGGAGGUAAACAACCGCUGCAUAGCUGCCGCGGCCACAGCUUUUUACCCUGAAAGCCAGUGAAGGAUUACAUGUGACUGCUGACGCCUGCCUGACAACAUUUGUCUGCGUUUCGUCCUUUUAUGACACUUUCUGGGACUCCGCGUAAGCCGUAGAUAGAAAAAGGGGGGCGGUAGAGCAGAGUUGACAGCUAACGUGUACCUGAAUGACUUGACCACAGAAUGUGUGCCAACCGUUUUAGCUAACCAGCAUUAACUUGCGCACUGGGAGCUGCUAUCGAUCCUGCUCGAGCCUCAUGCUGUUUGAGUGAACUCCUCUUGCACUAAGAGCCAUUAGCCAGUCGAUAACGACAGAACAUGGUUCGGUAAACUGUUGCUCUGUAUUUGCAUACAACACACACACACACACACACAGUUUAGCUAGUAGUGUAUUUACAGGGAAUUCACUCACCUCAGCGUCAUAUACAAGGUUUGUUUUUACUCUCAGCUUGUAAAGUGUAAGACGUAUAGCGUUGAGGAAAUGUCCGAUAACCAGAGCUGGAACUCAUCCGGUUCCGAGGAGGAUUUGGAGCCCAAAGAGGAGCACGGACAUCCCGUAGGUGUGGGCGAUUUGAGCGGAGUCCUCAGUAAGUGGACAAACUACAUCCAUGGCUGGCAGGACCGUUGGGUGGUGCUGAAAAACAACACGCUGAGCUAUUACAAGUCUCAGGAUGAAACGGAGUACGGCUGCCGAGGUUCCCUCUGCCUCAGUAAAGCUGUUAUUACUCCUCACGAGUUUGAUGAGUGCCGACUGGACAUCAGCGUGAACGACAGUGUGUGGUACCUAAGAGCACAAGACCCAGAGCACAGACACCAGUGGAUUGACUCCAUUGAGCUGCACAGGGCUGAUUCAGGAUAUGGCUCAGAGUCUAGUCUGCGCAGACAUGGCUCCAUGUUGUCUCUCACAUCAGCCACCAGUGGCUUCUCCGCAACGUCCACAUCCUCCUUCAAGAAAGGGCACAGACUGAGGGAGAAGCUGGCCGAGAUGGAGACCUUCAGAGAUAUUUUGUGCCGGCAGGUGGACACACUUCAGAAGUACUUUGACAGCUGUUCAGAUGCUGUGUCCAAGGAUGAGCUGCAGAGAGACAAAGUCGUGGAAGAUGAUGAAGAUGAUUUCCCCAACACCCGCUCAGAUGGAGAGUUUCUGCACAACAACAAUGGCAGCAAAGAGAAAUUGUUUCAGUCUUUGAUUCCCAAGGGAAUCAUCGGCAUUGACUUUAAGGGUGAAGCCAUCACAUUCAAGGCUACCACAGCGGGUAUCCUAGCCACUCUGUCCCACUGUAUCGACCUCAUGGUGAAGAGAGAAGACUGCUGGCAGAAGAGACUGGAUAAGGAGAUGGAGAAGAGGCGAAGGAUAGAGGAGAGCUACAAAUCAGCCCUCAACGAACUGAAGAAAAAGUCUCACUUUGGAGGUCCAGACUAUGAAGAAGGCCCAAACAGCCUCAUUAACGAGGAUGAGUUCUUCGACGCAGUCGAGGCUGCUCUCGACAGACAAGACAAAAUCGAAGAACGGUGCCAAACUGAGAAGACGAGGAUACAGCGGUCCAGUCCUGUUCCGCUCGUGGACGUCCACUCCAACACCGGCUCACAUAGAUUCUCCAACAAGCCUCGUUAUAGUCAGUCCUCCCCCGCACUCGUAGUCAGGUCCCUUCCCCGUGAUGACCACAGAUUCAGCACAGAGGUGGAGGAGAUGGUGCAGAAUCACAUGACCUACUCCCUGCAGGAUGUUGGUGGAGAUGCCAACUGGCAGCUGGUUGUAGAAGAGGGGGAAAUGAAGGUGUACAGGAGAGAGGUGGAAGAAAAUGGGAUCGUUCUGGACCCACUGAAGGCCACCCACUCAGUGAAGGGGGUGACUGGUCACGAGGUCUGUCACUACUUCUGGGACACGGCCUAUCGCAACGACUGGGAGACCACUAUUGAAAACUUCAACGUCGUGGAGGCGUUGUCAGAAAACGCAGCGAUCAUCUAUCAAACGCACAAGCGGGUGUGGCCUGCGUCUCAGAGGGACGUGCUGUACCUGUCCGCCAUGAGGAAGAUCGUGGCCAACAACGAGAACGACCCCGACACCUGGCUGGUCUGCAACUUCUCUGUGGAUCAUGACGACGCACAGCCAUCCAACAGGUGUGUCCGUGCCAAAAUCAACAUCGCCAUGAUCUGUCAGACCCUGGUCAGUCCACCAGAGGGCGACAAAGAGAUCAGCAGAGACAACCUCCUGUGUAAAAUCACCUAUGUCGCCAACGUAAACCCAGGAGGCUGGGCUCCCGCCUCUGUGCUCAGGGCUGUGGCAAAGAGAGAAUACCCCAAGUUCCUCAAACGCUUCACCUCCUACGUGCAGGAAAAAACCGCCAGCAAACCCAUCUUAUUCUGAAGCUCACAGUGUGGACGCACGUAGACGAGUCUCUGUGACGCUCCGACCACCUCCCCGUCUUCUGCCUCCUGUCACUAAUUUGGUUUGGUUUCCGAAAACGACGCCCUCUGGUGGCUGCAUCUGAACACCAGUGGAACGGACCCCCGCCACGCGAGACAGCCAUUUAAAAAAAAAAUCAUGCAAUCGUAAUUCAUCGCGAUCGUUUCAAAAGCAGUUCCUGUCGCGGUCUCACUAAACGGCCGUUCCCUUCCUUACCCACAAGUCCUCGGAGCGGCUCCUUAAAGCACAGCUGACGCCAUCUUCUAUGGUCACGUAGAGAGGAAGUGACCUGCGAGAGUAGCCAUCACGCCACGUCAAGACUGUUUUCUGGCGGAUAUAUUAAUAAAUAAAUGUACGUAUGUUCUAUAAGAGGUUUGUAAAAAAAAAAAAACAGAUAUACCUUGUGUUGAUUUGUCUUUUUAUUUUCCUGCAUAGUCGAUUCUCAGCCUCCUGGAGAAGUUUUUUUUUUGCGAGCGACUGUUUCGAUUUAAAAUUGUAUGAAGUCCAGAGGGCCGUCAUCGACCCCGCUGACCCCUAUGACCUAAGACUUGACCUUUUCUGACCGCGUCGCUCUCAUGAAAGCGCCUCGCGUCGGCGCCGACGGAGCGGCGAGACGAAGAGUCCCGUUUCUGCGUGUAAAAACACACGUACGUGUACAGUAACGUUUUUUUUUUUGUUUUUUUUUUGGAAUGUUCAAUGAAAUGUAAAUUUUCCAGUGAAGGUUCUGAGCUUUUUUCCCGUCGUGCCCGGAUGCCUUAGUGUUGCAGGAAGAUGUAGCUUCAGGUGAGCGAGAGGAGGGGUUAGUCAGUGCACCUGUGACAUCACUAGUGAAGUGCCUCGUGGCUUUGUUCCCUGUUAUUACUGCUGACGUUUUCAGCCAUGUUUCUCUCUCUCUUGAGUUAACGUAAAGCACAUAUUUUGAUGACAUUUUCUUGGGGGAAAUUUUGGUUAUGACGCCAAGAAAGAAUUGAUUCACACUUUUUUAGAUAUGGACACUGUGGUUAAUUUGGCGGAGGGUCCCAGUGCUUUCUCUCGUUAUUUCUUGCGUCCUAUGAUACAUUUGCUGAGGGCUUACGUGAUUGUUUUUAGUUCCAUCGUUAUGAAAACAUCAGGUUUUUCCCACAGUGUUGCCACCUCAACCUCUCAGUCAGUAUUUCUGCAUGUGCUGUGCAACGAAUGGUUGUUACGGAGUAAGCGUGGGACGAUAUAUGAAAGUAUUCACACCAAAAUACCUGCAGUUUACAAUAUUACAAGCUCUUAAAUGCAUUAAAUUAACAUUUUGGUAAGAAUAUCUUUGUCCGUAACUGCUUUAAAAUAAAAAAUGAUUUUGGCUUUUGUCGCCUUGCUUAAGUGAGGCUGCCGUCUUGUGGAUGGAACCAGUCAGUGUGUGUUUGUGUCACUAAGCAAACAAACAAACAAAAUAAAUCCCUCCCCCUGCAGCAUUUUCUGGUUACAAAAUAGUGAAAUGGUGAUUUUCAUGCUUCUAUAGCGUCCCGUCCUUACUGCUCACACAUGCUGUCACAGGAGAAACUGACGAUGGCCACGUUCCAUUUAGCUUACCCAGGUUCAGGCUGCAGGAAAUGAACAGCCAUCGUCACAGUUAUCAGUAACACCUGUGCUUUCCCUGCUCACGUUUGCUUUGAAAAAGAAGAAGAAUGCAAUAUUAGGUUUAAAUUUACAUUUCAUUUAUUUCCCAGGUUUUUUUUUUGUUUAAACUAAAUCAUUUGUACUCGUGGUCAUGUACUAUUUCAGCUUCGGGGCAUCGGACUGAUUCACCUUUUACAUUUCAGAGCUCGCAGUGUACAAAGGUGUGUGCGUGAGAGACUAAAAAGUGACAUCAGAUCAAAGCUGUCUCGCCUACGCAGACGUUUCUUACACGAGUUCUUAGCCGGCUGAAUGUAAAUGAGACAUUUUGUUUUGUAAAUAAUCUGUUCAUACUAAUGCUGUGGGAUCAACUUACAGGUGUACUGUGACAACGUGGCACUCGUGCCGUGUUUAAAAAGUGAAAUAAAUAAGUUCGUCCUCCA
Molecule: messenger RNA, 4543 nt
Organism: Solea senegalensis (Senegalese sole)
Lineage: Eukaryota; Metazoa; Chordata; Actinopteri; Pleuronectiformes; Soleidae
Product: ceramide transfer protein-like
Exons: 18
Coding region: 591-2477 (628 amino acids)
Biological process (GO): ER to Golgi ceramide transport
Cellular component (GO): Golgi apparatus
Molecular function (GO): phosphatidylinositol-4-phosphate binding
Source: RefSeq, a predicted model, not a curated record